Molecule: messenger RNA, 1605 nt
Organism: Bacidia gigantensis
Lineage: Eukaryota; Fungi; Ascomycota; Lecanoromycetes; Lecanorales; Ramalinaceae
Exons: 5
Coding region: 1-1605 (534 amino acids)
Biological process (GO): box C/D sno(s)RNA 3'-end processing; rRNA methylation
Cellular component (GO): small-subunit processome; box C/D methylation guide snoRNP complex
Molecular function (GO): RNA binding; rRNA methyltransferase activity; histone H2AQ104 methyltransferase activity
Source: RefSeq, a predicted model, not a curated record
AUGACUGCGAAUCUGUCUGAUGCGAUCAUUAGUGACGGCAAAGUUGCUCCCCAUACGCUUACUGGGUUGAAAAGGUGGUCCUGCCAGGGCAAAGAGCUUCCCCCUGUGUCGCAGAUCAAAGCACUCCACGUCUAUGAUUUUGAUAAUACCCUUUUCAAAAGUCCGCUACCAAAUCCAAAGCUGUGGCAGUCCCAGACGGUAUCACGAUUACAGAACCAAGAUGUUUUCGUCAAUGGAGGUUGGUGGCAUGACAAAGGGGUCUUAGGAGCUACGGGUGGGGGUAUAGACGUUGAAGAGCCAAGGGCGUGGGCGUCGUGGUGGAACGAACAAAUUAACGAUGCCCUGAAUGUUCUUCUGACUGGACGAGGAGAACGCAACUUCUCUGAGCUGAUCAAGCGUAUAGUCGCGAGUAAACGGCUCGACUUCGAUCUCAUUUGCUUGAAGUCGGAAGCUGGUCCCAAGAACCAGCGAUUUGGCUCGACAAUGCAGUAUAAGCAAGCGUUUCUACAAGAUCUUAUUUACACCUACGCCGAAGCAGAAGAAUUGAAGAUUUACGAAGACCGACCUAAACAGUAUCUCAAGACCGAAGUCAUCCAGGUUGCCGAUCAGGUGACCACGCUUGAUCCUGUUGUGGAAAUUGCAGAGGUCCAGAGGAUGGUCAAUAAUCACAACACUCAUCUGCCUUCGCUUUCACGUCCAUUGGAACUCAAGCGCACCGUCUUCUAUACCGGCUACCUUAUCUCCGCAACGGACACGUCAAAGCUGCUUGGACUUGUAAAGGUACCAUCAAACUUUGCCGAAUCGGAGGUCAAGUAUCUUGCAAACAGUAUUCUCAUUGACCCUCGACCUGCCAAUGCUGGUAUGAUGAACAAAGUUGGGGGCCUAGGUUCAAAACAGACCUGGCAGGUUACAGGCUUCGCUUUCUACCAGUAUAAUCUGUGGGCUGUGCGAGUGGCACCUGUACCCCCGGAGUCAAAAGUGCACACUUUCGGCGACACCCCUACGAUAGUCCUUGCGACGUACAAGAAUACCAAAGCUGCAGCUGCUAAUAGCAUACAGAAUUGGCAGCCAAUACCAGCCGACAAACAGUAUAUACUGCAGACUGAGGUAGGAGAAAAGGUACAGCUACGACUAGAGGCGGAGUCUGGCGAAGGAGGAUAUGACAAUGUUGUUGACCGGAGAAAUCUCAAACGACGACAUAGCCCAAAUCAAGUAUCGGCAAGGAAUGGACCUUCAAAUGAUGAGAAUAGAAGAACGAAUGGGUCAGGUCUUAAUGGCCGGACUGGCAACAACAACCGGCACAAAGGCAAUGCUCCAGGGCCGUCGGGAGGCCGACCAGGGACCAACAGCAACAAUAGCCGUGGAGGGAGAGUGAACGGUCCCAGCCAAGGCAGCGCACGUGCAAACCGGCAAAGAGGGCCAAAGACUGGUGGGUACAAAUCCCUUGAUGACAUGGCAGGACACACAGGUCGAUAUGGCCCGCAGCGAGGCGAACCUACCUACGAUGACUACGUUCCAGCCGGUGCGGGACACAACGCUCCAUUCCUACCAGGGAAGAAUAAAGCAGCUUUGGACGGUACUGGCGGGCUACCGUAUGGACAAUGA